UCUACAUACGCCGGACUUUUGUUUUACCUACGAUCGCGAUUUUAAUGUUAGGAAUAUUCUUUGUUUAAAAAUUUCAAAGCAUUAAAGUGCUGUGUCAUUUUCGAUAUAACAGGCAAGAUAGCGGUUCACAUCAAGAUUGCAUAUCUUAGCGCACUUCAAGAUGGAUGAUAUAUGGAGAAUGACUUCCCAUAUGGAUUCUGUAAUAGGAUCCUACAAAACCCUAACAAAAAUCCCUUCUAUAGUUGGGGGAAGUUUGAACAAGGCUGGCAACAGGGUAAUGUCGCGAUGGGAUAUCCGUAACUUGGAUAAAGGAAAGCAUACACAAUACCUUAUGGAUUACAUCUUGGAUGAUAAUCUUGAAGUCGUUGCGCAGAGUUCAUUUGCAGUUGAUACUACUCAUGAAUUAUUGACAGCGGUGUCUCCUAAAGACACCUUCAAAGCAGUUAUAAGAGAGGAGAAAGACGACAAGGAUCCUACAAAGAAGAAGUUUUUCCUUGAAGUGUGGUCCAGUACUACUCUGAAACAUUCCAUAGAUCUAACUGCUUUGGACAUACACGGUGAUGUCUAUACAGAUGCUGAGUUCGGCAGCCUGGAUUGGUCGUCUGAUGAAACGAAAAUUGUAUAUAUUGCGGAGAAGAAAAUGAAGAAAUCCGAACCAUAUAUUAAGAGGAAGUCUGUUGACGAUAUCCUUACACAACCCAAUUGGAAGGCUGUGCCAGGUAAAGAACAUCUGUACAGAGACGACUGGGGCGAACAAUUGACUGGGAAGAUAGAGUCCGUAGUUGUUGUAUGCAAGCUCCCCGAAGAAGCGUUUACAGUACUGGACUUUGUGCCCGGAGGGCCCGGACAGGUACGGUUCUUAGCAGACGGAGAAAGCGUGGUAGGUGUGACAUGGGAGACAAAGUCUUUAGGACGCCUGGGACUAAUAUACUGCACUAAUCGGCCGUCGUUUGUCUUCUGUAUCAGCUUUACUGGGAUAUUUAAAAUAUUGAGCGGGGAGAACAAAGCGGUGCGUUCGCCACGCGUCGCUCCGAACGGAGAUUUGUACUGGUUGCAGAGGGAGGCGCACGGACCGCACCACACUUGCCACCAACUGGUCAGACUUGCUGCGGAGGAUUACAAAAACAUACUAGACUCUGAAGAGGAAGAAAUCGACGAGAAGUUAGUGCAAGUGGUAGUUGAUUCAGUGGAGACAGAAAAGGAAAUAUGUAACGGAUUAUUCUACGGCAUCUACUGUGGGAGUUUGCCAUCCAAGUGCUUCAGUUCGGACAGCAAGCGGCUGAUAUUCAGCACUCAACAGCAAAACGAAAUUAGGAGCUACGUUGUUGAUGUUGAAAGCCGAAGAAUACUGGAUAUAUCAAACAACCUUAAGACUCCAGGGUCCACCACUGUCCUAUGCGUACAGUCCGAUGUUAUCCUUGCUACCUUCUCCAGCUUAACCACACCGGGGCAGCUUUUUGUAUCAAAACUGUCCAGCCUCGAGAGAGAUUGUAAUAUAGAAUGGGUACGGGUAAGCACGCCUAGCGAAGUUCCGAGCUCAGUGGCUAACGCGAAAGUGGAGUACAUGGCCUUGAAGCAGGACACCGGGGCUAGAGUGUCGACGUUCACGGCUAUAUACUUUGGUCCGGACGAAGGGAAAGUGUACCCGCUAGUUGUGUGGCCCCACGGCGGACCACAUUCCGCUUUCUCGAAUUCCUACUCAUUGGAGGCUGCUUUGUUCAAUAUGAUUGGGUUCGCAUGCCUCUUGAUAAACUAUCGAGGUUCAACAGGUACGGGCGAUGCCUCAAUAUUCUACCUCCCAAGUCGCAUCGGCAGCGCUGACGUCGAAGACUGUAAACUCGCCACCAUAAAAGCUUUAGACCAAUUCCCUGUAGAUGACAAGAGACUUUUGUUGUACGGGGGCUCCCAUGGAGGUUUCUUGGUGUGUCACUUGAGUGGCGUGUACCCUGAUUUAUAUAGCGUGACAGUUACGAGGAAUCCUGUGACAGAUUUGGCGUCUAUGGCCAACACAAGUGACAUCGCUGAUUGGUGUGCCGUAGAAGCUGGUUGGCCCUUCUCAGAAGAAGGUCCGUUAAUAGAAGAUAAGCUAUUAUCAUUGCGAAGAAUUUCACCUAUCGUCCACGCACAGAAUGUUCUGAUCCCCACAGCUCUAAUGCUUGGUUUGAAGGACAAACGCGUUCCACACUACCAGGGUUUGGAAUAUGCGAGGAGAUUGAAGGCCAAUGGAGUUAAAGUCAUCGUAUACAUUUACGAUGACAACCACUCCCUAAGCAGUCUCCCGGUGGAAAUGGACAACCUACUGAACGGUGUGGAUUGGCUCAUCACGCACAUAAAACCCUAGCGCUGCAAAGAGCAGUGGGGGGCGUAUCUCAGGGAGUUCGCCUUACACCUGCUGCAAGAAUCUGUUGCCGACUAGCCGGAGCGCUAAAGUCGAGCUGAUUUCGUAUAAUUUAACUCAUUAUUUCUGAUAGAAGAUAAACUCAGAAAAAUACAGUAAAUGUUAAGCUUCUAUACUUUCUUGCUUGCACGCAAAAAGCAGGUGAAUCUGUACGGUGCAAUUUACAACAGAUCUUCCGAAAUGUACUCUUCUGGUGUGAGAUCCGGUUUAAAAAAUGUGUACCCUUAUAAUUGAUAGAUAAUUAACGCAUUGAGAUAUCGCGAAUAAGUUGCCUAGUGAAGUCUCGUGUGGAUAAUAUUAAUCAAUAUUUU
This is a messenger RNA of Pararge aegeria (speckled wood butterfly), 2709 nucleotides long. Its product is annotated as acylamino-acid-releasing enzyme-like. The transcript is spliced from 15 exons. The record is from RefSeq and is a predicted model, not a curated record. Lineage: Eukaryota; Metazoa; Arthropoda; Insecta; Lepidoptera; Nymphalidae. The coding region runs from base 161 to 2341 and encodes 726 amino acids. Gene Ontology annotation, biological process: proteolysis. Gene Ontology annotation, molecular function: serine-type endopeptidase activity.